AUGGCGGAUGACUUGGGAGCUCGCAACCCCGCUUAUUGCCUUCCAUAUGAACUUCUUCUAGAGGUUUGGAAACACGCCCGAAGCCAAGGCUUCGUGUCAGAAAAGGGACGGACGUGGAUACCAACCGCAUUCACCGUCUCUCAGGUCUGUAAAUGGUGGAGACGCGCAGCAAUUACUACGCCGGAUCUGUGGCGGGAGAUCCGAUUUCUUUCCAAUGCACAGACACCGAAGAUUGUGGAGAUGAUCAAGCUACAGCUCGAUAGAUCCGAUGGCCGGUCCCUCGAUAUCGCUGGCAGACUUUGGUGUAGCGGGCCGGCUGCUUCGGCCAUCUUCCAACGGGAGAAAGAGGUUGCCCACCAGCUUCUAUCCCUCUUGUCCAGAUAUGCCCUUCAGUGGGACUCGUUCAGCAUCGUGGUCGAGGGCGCAAGCGCUCUGCGAGAUUGCGACACCAUGCUAGCCCUCAUUGACAACCUCGUAUGCUGUGUAGAUGCUCCCCAUCUCGAGCACCUCCAGAUCGAAUGCUCAGGGUACCAGGGACAGCGGUACGGUGCAGUCUCGCGCUGCAGACAUCUUAGGCUCGAAGAAGGCCUCUGGAACGUAUCUCACCUCCAUUUACGCAGCGCGUCGGUCGAUCUGCAGGAGACCCCACUGGCUCGUCUGACUACGCUUGACAUAGGCUGUCUGCCCCCGGACCUUCGAUUCCUCCUCUCGGAUUUCGGUGAAAUCCUCACCCGCGCCUCGUCCCUUUGCUCGCUUUGCUUCACAGGUCCUUGUCUACAGGGCGGAUCAUUGGGCUACGGGCCGAUACAUAUGCCAUGCCUGCGCUCGUUGACGUUCAAUGAAUGCAGCAGCGACCUCGAUGAUGAUGGCUUCAUGUUCGAGCUCCAUUGCCUAAUCUCAGCGCCCAACUUAGUCUCUCUCGUUUUGGGUGGCCUGCAGUAUACGGCUUUGCGGGAUUUCCUCCGGUCAACUGGCGGGGGCAUCCGCCCUAAGUAUCCUGCGCUUGCUCGCCUGUGUUUGCGCAAUGUGGAGACGUUUAAUCUGGUAAUUCCCAGUGCGCAGAUGCAACUUGAACUCUGUGCGGAACUCGCUCGUCGUUUUCCUACGAUUGAGCAUCUGGAGCUGGAGAAUAAGUCCUGCUUUCUGCUGUCGUCACUUGUAGCCGACACACAAAGAAACCCUUACCUAUUCCUCUUUCCUCACCUCUGCAAAUUAUCCUGGCUCCCGCUUCGCGCUGGAGAUAGCGAUUCCAUCAAGAAAUACAUGACUGCUCGUGCGUCAGCUGGCAAGCCACUCACAAGCCUAAGGCUGCAGGACUCUCGCUUCGUGCGAGUUAGCAAGUCCGAUAUCGAGUGGUUUGAGAAACGAGUGCAACUCGAAUUAUCGAGUCACAUUCAGGAUCCGGAUCCCUAUGAGUGGCCUGGCCAAGUAAGUCCACCCGCGCAAGCCCUGCAGUAA
Molecule: messenger RNA, 1458 nt
Organism: Gloeophyllum trabeum ATCC 11539
Lineage: Eukaryota; Fungi; Basidiomycota; Agaricomycetes; Gloeophyllales; Gloeophyllaceae
Exons: 1
Coding region: 1-1458 (485 amino acids)
Molecular function (GO): protein binding
Source: RefSeq, a predicted model, not a curated record